GCCGAAACGCGCGUCAAGGACAUCGAUGUUGCGCCAUCUGACGAGGCGACCGGCGGUGUCGGCGCUCUCGGUGCGCCAUGCGAUGCGAUUCUCGUCCCAGUCGGCGAGUAGUGUCGGAAAUAUGCCCGUUGAAGGCGCAGUACCGGCGCUUCCCUCUUUGAACCCUGCAGUCCCUGUGGACGACCCCUGGGUGUUGGUGGACGCGGCGCAGAAACUCAUCGAAGCAGUUCAUGUAACUACGGGAUUGCCGUGGUGGGCGACGUUCGGUGUCACCGCGAUUGCAGUUCGUGGCACGCUGUUUCCACUGAUGGUGUACCAAAUCAAGGCCACAGAGCGCAUGGCGAAUGCGUCCAAGGAAAUGCGAGAAGUGUGGAAAUCUUACCUUUAUGCCCGCAUGUUCCUGCCACCCGCUAUCCCUCAGAAGCAAGUAGAAGCUUUCCAACUGAUGUACAAAGGAGUCAAGUUGACGUGGGAAAAGUACCAGACUCACCCCGUCAAGUGUGUGGCGACUCCGCUGCUUCAAAUCCCGACGUUUCUUCUCAUGGCGUACAGCACCCGCGAGCUCGUACGGUCAGGAAGGGUGGAGGGACUCGAUACCGGUGGAGUCUGGAUGUUUCAGAAUCUUGUCGAGGCCGACGGCACGCUCAUUUUGCCGGCGCUGGCAGUGGGGUGCACGUACUUAAAUUUUGAGUUGAUGGGGACGUCCAAGGUGAAGCUGAUCCAAGCCCUCAAAGACAAGUUCCAGUACAUUCCACUUCUGUCGUUCCCAUUCAUUUGUCAGAUGCCGCAAGUACGUGAGAAGCUACGUAGAUUCGUGUGCAUGAUGCGGGUUGAGUCUUCCUAGGGCAUCUUCUUCUACUGGCUCGCGUCAUCGUGGUGCUCAUUUGCCCAAACAAUGGCCCUGCGCCAACCUUCUAUCCGUCGCGCGCUUGGUCUAAGGGACAUCACGGCAUCUUCGCUCGCAGCGGCACCUGUGCCAUCUUCAGCCAAUUCUCUUCUUCCGUCGGCCCCCUUGCCGACGACUCCCCGCCAAAAGCGGCUUUGAAUGAGUGUACUCUCCGGAUAAAUCAUAAAUCUUAUCCGUAUUUCCAUCGUGUAA
Molecule: messenger RNA, 1099 nt
Organism: Aphanomyces invadans
Lineage: Eukaryota; Oomycota; Saprolegniomycetes; Saprolegniales; Verrucalvaceae
Exons: 7
Coding region: 26-844 (272 amino acids)
Biological process (GO): protein insertion into mitochondrial inner membrane from matrix; mitochondrial respiratory chain complex IV assembly
Cellular component (GO): mitochondrial inner membrane
Molecular function (GO): membrane insertase activity
Source: RefSeq, a predicted model, not a curated record